AAAUAAAGGCUGCUGCCAGAGUCGUGUUCAUUCCUGCACGUUACUUAUUGCGGGAUUAAAGUGUAUAGACGCUAAAGGACGAUAGUGACGACAAUGCGCGUGCUGAGCUCCGUGCUGCCCCCGCGGCUCCGCGCCUCUCUCCUCCUCCUCACCGCGAGCAGGGCGGCUUCAUCGGGCACCGCGCAGAUAAGAGACCCGCUGAACUUCUGGGGCGGAAACAGGAUCAGUCUCCAGGGCGAGAUCGGAUUCGAGCCGGUCUACGAGCCUGCGACAGGACGUGUGUUAUGCCAGCUGCAGUUCUGCCGGGCGGCGCAGGUGGACGAAGCCGUAAACAGCGCUCACGCCGCUUUCACGCGCUGGAGUAAGAUGGCUGGAAUGGAACGAGCCGGGGUCAUGCUGGAGGUUGCACGAAUCAUCCAGAAAAGAAGGGAAGAAAUUGCUGAGGUGGAGGUGGUUAACAACGGCAAGUCGAUCACAGAGGCACGGCUAGACGUGGACUCAGCCCGGCUGUGUAUCGAGUAUUUUGCUGGUCUCGCAACAACCAUGGCAGGCCAGCACGUGCAGCUAGCAGGAGGAUCUUUUGCUUACACGCGCCGGGAGCCGUUGGGAGUGUGUGUAGGAAUCGGAGCCUGGAAUUACCCCUUCCAGAUUGCAGCCUGGAAAUCAGCUCCGGCCAUCGCCUGCGGGAACUCGAUGGUGUUCAAGCCGUCCCCAUUGACCCCGGUGACUGCAGUGCUGCUGGCUGAAAUCUACACGCAGGCCGGUGUUCCUAGCGGUCUGUUUAACGUAGUGCAGGGCGCUCAGGAGACCGGCGCUCUGCUGUGCCAACACCCUGCCGUAGCCAAGGUCUCUUUCACUGGGAGUGUGCAAACCGGCAAGAAGAUAAUGGAAAUGGCGUCAAAAGGCGUGAAGCCAGUGACCCUGGAGCUCGGUGGCAAAUCUCCACUGAUCAUUUUUGAGGAUUGUAACCUUGAGAAUGCAAUCAGGGGAGCGCUUAUGGCCAACUUCCUCUCUCAGGGCCAGGUGUGCAGUAACGGAACGCGGGUUUUCGUGCACAGAUCGAUCCUUGGCCGGUUUUUGGAGGAGGUGGUAAGGAGAACCAAAGCAAUCCGGAUCGGCGACCCCCUCCUGGAGGAGACGCGUAUGGGGGCGCUGGUCAGCAAGGAUCACCUGAACAAAGUGCUGAGAUAUGUGGAGCAGGCCAAGGCGGAGGGUGCUCGGGUGAUGUGUGGAGGAGAACCGUUCACGCCGUCAGACCCUAAACUGAAAGGUGGAUAUUAUAUGACCCCCUGUGUUCUUGACAACUGCACAGACAACAUGACGUGCGUCAGAGACGAAAUCUUCGGUCCUGUAAUGUCAGUGUUGACCUUCGACACUGAGGACGAAGUUCUUCACAGGGCUAACGACACAACGCUGGGACUGGCUGCUGGAGUGUUCACUAAAGACGUUCAGAGAGCACAUCGCGUGAUUGAGAACCUGCAGGCUGGCUCGUGUUUCAUCAACAACUACAACAUCACGCCUGUGGAGGUGCCGUUCGGAGGAUACAAAGCCUCAGGUAUAGGAAGAGAAAACGGCCAGGUGACCAUUGAGUACUACUCUCAGCUCAAAACCGUGGUGGUCGAAAUGGGAGACGUGGACAGUCUCUUUUAAACACAGGACGAGACAGAGAAUAUAUAUAUAUAUAUAUAUAUAUAUAUAUAUAUUUAAAUAGGGUUUAACGAUAAUUCUUGAAAUGUACUGAUGUUGAUUGUACAUCACAUAAGUGCCUUAUCAUGAGAUUGGGUGGGACAAUACAGGGAGAGGGGGGAAAAGUUCUAUACUGUGAUAUUUAGUAGUUGUAAUAGUAGUUGUAACAAGCAUACAAGUUUUAAAUUAUUUGGUAACAGAAAUGAUUAUACUGAUCUAUUUGUAUAUUUGUAUCUUCUCAAUGGAAUACAACCAAUACUUUGGCAAGCCAUGUUUUACAAAUCAUUUCACAAAGUAUUACAAUUGAACCUCGGCAUAGGUGAAGUUUUCGCCUUAAGAAUGUAAAUGUUGGAAUAAAUUUGCAUCUACAUACGAAGCAUUUUGGGCCAACGAAACGAACCCCCGUUUAGUCGUGAGUAUGUCCGGAAACCAUUUAAAACUUGUUUGUGUCAGUGGAUAUCUGACGAAGCAAGUUUUACUGAAAAAAACAUUUUCAGUCAGCGAAAGCCGAAUCAAAAGAGUCGACCAACAAUACAGACAUUCAAAAGCUACGUUAUUGUACGUGUCCUUUUUCCUUUUUUUUCUGUAAUAUUGGUAAUAUUUUUGGGUGGCACAACAGAUUAUCUGCAUUUACAUUUUGUCUUUUGUUUUUGGGAAACUUUGUGCUGCAAUAUAAUAUACAGAAUUUAGAAUAUAUAGAAUAGAAUAAUAUAUAAUCUAGAAUUCUCCUUAAAAACUUGAAAUCAUACGAAUUAAAAUUUGUAUGCAGAGGUUUUAAUAAUAUAUAUAAAAAAAUUAUAUACACAUGUUUUUCCUUUUUUUUUGGAUUUCCUUUUUCACACUGAUUUAGCAGUGUAUCAUCAGCCAUAUUGUUAUGAUGUCUGAUGUUAUUACACAUAACACACGUUUAUUAAUAUAUUGAUAUAUAACCAUUAUCCUUUCCUUUUACUUGAUUUCACUAGAUUCAGACAUGCUCAUCAUGACAUUAAAACAAGCUAGGUUUUGACAAAACAGUUAUAAAUACUGAAAAGCUGUUUGUUUAGACGCAGCAGCAUUUCAUUAAAACUGUGAACCUGCUCACAUGCACACUGAUGUUUCAUUACAACUCUAAGAUGUGUAUUGUCUAAAUGUUUUAUUGCUUAUGCAGUAAUUAAUGCUACAAACCAGACUGUAACAACUACAAAUGAUUUUUGUAUUUAAAUUAAUAAUUUCAUGAGGGGAAAUAAAAUACAGUAAAUUAACAGAAA
Clarias gariepinus (North African catfish) is the source of this 2933-nucleotide messenger RNA. RefSeq names its product aldehyde dehydrogenase 9 family, member A1b (gene aldh9a1b). The record is from RefSeq and is a predicted model, not a curated record. The transcript has 12 exons. The coding region runs from base 94 to 1650 and encodes 518 amino acids. Gene Ontology annotation, molecular function: 4-trimethylammoniobutyraldehyde dehydrogenase (NAD+) activity; aminobutyraldehyde dehydrogenase (NAD+) activity. Lineage: Eukaryota; Metazoa; Chordata; Actinopteri; Siluriformes; Clariidae.